GCGCCGUCUCGUUAGUCCGGAGCGUUUAGCAGUGCACACAGGAAGUAAAUCCAAGUCAUCCAGACUGGCAGGCUGUAAUUCGCUGCUUUAAAAAGUGUUUUGGCCCAUUCAAAGUCCAGUAAAGAAUCUUAUUUCACACCAGUUCAACAUGCUGAUCAAAGUAAAGACUCUCACUGGAAAAGAAAUCGAGAUCGACAUUGAGCCCACAGAUAAGGUGGAACGAAUUAAAGAAAGGGUGGAAGAGAAGGAAGGGAUCCCUCCACAACAACAGAGACUCAUCUACAGUGGUAAACAGAUGAACGAUGAGAAGACAGCCGCAGACUACAAGAUCCAGGGUGGCUCGGUGCUCCAUCUUGUGUUGGCGCUAAGAGGUGGCUUUUCGCUCUAUCGGCCCUUCACACUCCUCUCCUCCUCUUCGUCCUGAUUUGCCGUUGUGGAGGGGCCAGCUGAGUGCCAAUGCUUUAGGUGUCUGUCACAGUCUAACCAUGUUACAGCACAGAGAUCUGACAUCCCCACGCUCCGGGACCGGCGUAAAAAACCCCACAAAUCUACCAACAACAAAGAUAAGAGGACGUUCUAAUUCCUUAAUAGAUGUUUUUUUUGUAAUCCCACAUUGGCUUUCUGAGUUUGAGCAGUUGAUACAGGCACCUUGAAGAACAGAAGACACUUUGAGAACACUGUGGUCUUUUUUGCUUGUGAAUAAAUGCUGAAGUUGA
Molecule: messenger RNA, 716 nt
Organism: Cheilinus undulatus (humphead wrasse)
Lineage: Eukaryota; Metazoa; Chordata; Actinopteri; Labriformes; Labridae
Gene: nedd8l
Product: NEDD8 ubiquitin like modifier, like
Exons: 4
Coding region: 149-424 (91 amino acids)
Biological process (GO): modification-dependent protein catabolic process; regulation of proteolysis; protein neddylation
Cellular component (GO): nucleus; cytoplasm
Molecular function (GO): protein tag activity; ubiquitin protein ligase binding
Source: RefSeq, a predicted model, not a curated record